CUCCCUCUGUCUUUCUCUCCUUGAAAUGGAUAAAAGCAAAUAUUUAGAAGUCAUUUCUUCUGUAUUUGUUUGGGAUUUAUGCAAAUGACUCCAGACAGAUUAUUUUGGGAGCGCUGGACUCAUUUUGAGAUUGUGUGGGGAGAGCUGAAGAAUUGUGAGAUGAUACGCUCCAUGAAAUAGUUACCUGCAUGUGAUAGAGAGACAGAGAGAGAGAGAGAGCAAAAACUGCGGUUAUCGCAGCAGAAACAACCCUUUCUUUUCGCUGUAAGGAUUGCAUAGCAACAGUACAUCUCAAAGCCAGAGAAACAGAUGCAUAUCCUUGAGGAAGACCAAGGAAGAUGUGUCAAAGCUGACAUCAUAUCCACGGUUGAGUUCAACCCGACAGGAGAACUCCUGGCCACUGGGGACAAAGGUGGACGAGUGGUGGUCUUCCAGAGAGAACAGGAGAGUAAGAACCACCCUCACCGUCGGGGGGAGUACAAUGUUUACAGCACCUUUCAGAGCCACGAGCCCGAAUUUGACUACUUGAAAAGCCUAGAGAUUGAGGAGAAGAUCAACAAGAUCCGCUGGCUGCCUCAACAGAAUGCCGCCUAUUUCCUCCUGUCCACCAAUGAUAAAACAGUGAAACUAUGGAAGAUCAGUGAGCGAGACAAACGACCAGAGGGCUACAAUCUGAAGGAUGAAGAUGGCAGGAUACGCGACCCUACCACCAUCACAGCUCUGAGGGUGCCCGUGUUGAGACCCAUGGACUUGAUGGUGGAGGCAACACCUCGUCGCAUUUUCUCUAAUGCUCACACCUAUCACAUCAACUCCAUCUCGGUCAACAGCGACUACGAAACAUACAUGUCCACAGAUGACCUGAGGAUCAACCUGUGGAACUUGGAGAUCACAAACCGAAGCUUUAAUAUUGUGGACAUAAAGCCAGCCAACAUGGAAGAGUUGACAGAGGUGAUCACAGCGGCAGAGUUUCACCCUAACCAAUGCAACACGCUUGUCUACAGUAGCAGCAAGGGCUCCAUAAGAUUGUGCGACAUGAGAACCUCCGCACUUUGUGACAACCACUCUAAAAUAUUUGAGGAACCAGAAGACCCCAGUAAUCGCUCCUUCUUCUCAGAGAUCAUCUCCUCCAUCUCAGAUGUGAAAUUCAGCCACAGUGGACGCUACUUGAUGACUCGUGACUAUCUCACAGUGAAGGUGUGGGAUGUGAACAUGGAGAGCAAGCCUUUGGAAACAUACCAGGUCCAUGACUACCUUAGGAGUAAGCUAUGCUCUCUGUACGAAAACGACUGCAUCUUCGACAAGUUUGAAUGUGUCUGGAAUGGAACUGACAGUGUCCUAAUGACAGGCUCCUACAACAAUUUCUUCCGUAUGUUCGAUCGGAACACUAAGCGUGAUGUGACUCUCGAGGCCUCGCGGGAGAACAGCAAACCCAGAGCCAUCCUCAAGCCACGCAAAGUUUGUGUUGGCGGCAAGCGUCGGAAAGACGAAAUCAGUGUGGACAGUCUGGACUUCAGUAAGAAGAUCCUACACACCGCAUGGCACCCCUACGAGAACAUCAUUGCUGUGGCUGCCACCAACAACCUCUACAUAUUUCAGGACAAGGUCAACUAGCAUGUAGCUCUGAUGUCUCCAGUUAUCACAGCGACAAAAGGCGCCAUUUCUCUAGAUGGCUUGAGAGUGGAAAGGUUGGACUCACUAGCAUUGAACGUGAGAAACAUCUAGAUGAGCUUUGCCUUUACAGCAGAUUUGAUGCUGCACUGAAUCGAACUAAACGAAACUUGAAGGUGCGUCGCAAACCACGGACAAUGACACUGGCUGUUGGACUGCUUUUGUUUUUAAUUACUUCAAAUCUUCUUCCUCUCUGUAGGUUUAUUGGUUAUGCACAGCAAUACAGAGAGGAUCGUUUUACUUUUAAUGUAGCUGAUAGCCCUUUCACAUGACUCGUGUCAGGGUUUGACCGCUCUAACCGUCACGAGAAGCGUUGUAGAUGCCCUUCAUGGAAGGAUGUUGCUAGGUAGCAAGAAAGAGGAAAUGUACAAAAUGAAAAUAGUGAACGCAACCAAAAUGUGUUUAGUGUAGAAAAAAAGUCAUGCUUUGAAAGAAAGAAAAAACUUGAAUGUGU
Molecule: messenger RNA, 2122 nt
Organism: Rhinichthys klamathensis goyatoka
Lineage: Eukaryota; Metazoa; Chordata; Actinopteri; Cypriniformes; Leuciscidae
Product: serine/threonine-protein phosphatase 2A 55 kDa regulatory subunit B beta isoform
Exons: 9
Coding region: 310-1611 (433 amino acids)
Biological process (GO): peptidyl-serine dephosphorylation
Cellular component (GO): cytosol; protein phosphatase type 2A complex
Molecular function (GO): protein phosphatase regulator activity; protein binding
Source: RefSeq, a predicted model, not a curated record